Messenger RNA from Hibiscus syriacus, 2820 nucleotides. RefSeq names its product probable receptor-like protein kinase At2g21480. Bases 172 to 2796 code for a protein of 874 amino acids. Gene Ontology annotation, biological process: protein autophosphorylation. Gene Ontology annotation, molecular function: transmembrane receptor protein tyrosine kinase activity; ATP binding. Lineage: Eukaryota; Viridiplantae; Streptophyta; Magnoliopsida; Malvales; Malvaceae. The record is from RefSeq and is a predicted model, not a curated record. Gene Ontology annotation, cellular component: plasmodesma; plasma membrane. The transcript has a single exon.
AUUCUGCUGCCAGUCUCUUUUCCACCAUUGAUAUCCAAAGCAUAAACACAAAGAAAACAAACCCCUUUUUUUUAAGAAAAUAUAAUAUAAUUUCCUUAUUUUCCCCGAAGACCUUUUUGUUUGUUCAUUUGUGUCUUGAAACAUCCUCCCUCACCCCCUCAUCCAGGAGGGAUGGAGAUAGGAAAGAAACCAAUUUCAAUGUCACAUUUUCAUUCCAUUUUUUUUUUCUUCCUUCCUGUUUCCCAUUGUCCACUACAAGCUUCUUCCAUGGCUAUCCUCCUGGUUAUAGUGUUCUUUUGCACCUUCAUUUGUCACCCUACCGCAGUUGUUGCCAGUGCCACGGGUCCUUUCAAUCCGGCAGACAACAUCCUCAUCGACUGCGGUGCAACCGAACCGCCCAAGCUCCCCGACGGAAGGUCAUUCAAAACCGAUAAGGAUGCGUCUCAAUUUCUCGACACUAAGGGUGAUGCCCAAGUGUCUGCCUCCAAUGUCAAUCUCCCUUCACCUUUGUUUUUAAAUGCCAAGGUGUUCCCUGAAGAAGCAACCUACACUUUCGAGUUGAAACGGCCCGGUUUCCAUUGGGUCCGGCUCUAUUUCUACGCGAUAAAAGAUAGCAAGUACGAUCUCCUGCAGUCGACAUUCUCGGUCUCGGCAAACCAUUAUGCUAUCCUUCAUAACUUCAAGAUUAUCAAUGGAAGCAUACCUGUUCUCAAGGAGUAUCUUCUUAACAUGAAUGAUCCUAGAUUCAUUCUCAAGUUCUCUCCCAUGACGAAUUCAUUCGCUUUCGUGAAUGCCAUCGAGGUCGUUUCAGCACCAGAUAGUUUGAUCGCGGAUGAGGGGAUGUCGCUCUUCCCGGUUAACAGCUUCCAAGGCUUGACCAAGCAUGGUUACCAAGUUGUUUAUAGGUUGAACAUGGGGGGGCCUUUGAUUACCCCACAAAAUGACACUCUAGGAAGGACUUGGAUACCUGAUAGUGAUUACCUUGAGGAUAAAGCCUUUGCUUUAAAAGCCUCUACUUCAACAACUGCAAUCAAUUACCCCGAGAAGCUAACCCCUUGGAUUGCACCACCAACGGUUUAUUCGUCCCUCAUUGAGAUGGCGGUUCCCGAGGCCGGCACGAUAAACCCGAACUUCAAUGUGACAUGGCAGAUGGAAGUCGAUAAAUCAUUUGAUCACUUGCUCAGGUUGCAUUUCUGUGACAUAAUCAGCAAGGCACCCAAUACCCUGUAUUUCAAUGUGUACAUCAAUGGUAAAAUGGCUAUCUCCGGGUUGGAUUUGUCGAGCAUAACGGGAGGUCUGGGUGUUCCAUACUACAAAGAUAUAGUAGUGAAUGCUUCCACUUUCACCAGCGCACUAAUAGUUCAGAUCGGUCCGCUGAACAAGGAUACGGGAGAAACUAAUGCGAUUCUUAAUGGCUUGGAGGUGAUGAAAAUGAGCAACUCCGCAGAGAGUUUGGAUGGGGAAUUCGGUGUUGACGGAAGCUCGACCUCGAGCAACAAGGGUACGGUGGCUGUUGUCGGUUUCGCCAUGAUGUUCGGCGCCUUUGUCGGUCUCGGUGCAAUGGUUAUUAGAUGGAAGAGGAGACCCCAAGAUUGGCAAAAGAGGAAUAGCUUUUCUUCAUGGCUACUACCACUCCAUGCUGGAGACAGUAGCUUCUUGAGCAAGUCAGCUGGUUCCCAAAAAAGCACCUUCACCUCAUCAUCACUAGGCUUAGGCCGUUACUUCUCCUUGGCAGAGUUGCAGGAAGCAACCAAGAACUUCGAUUCGAGUGCGGUAAUCGGGGUCGGUGGGUUCGGUAAUGUGUAUUUAGGCUCGAUCGAUGAUGGAACCCAAGUUGCUGUCAAGAGAGGGAACCCACAAUCCGAGCAAGGUAUCACAGAGUUUCAGACAGAAAUCCAGAUGUUGUCAAAACUGAGGCACAGGCACUUGGUGUCACUGAUCGGUUAUUGCGACGAGAACAGUGAAAUGAUCCUCGUCUAUGAGUACAUGUCCAAUGGACCUUUCAGGGAUCACUUGUACGGGAAAAACUUGCCAUCUCUAUCAUGGAAGCAGAGGCUCGAGAUCUGCAUCGGAGCGGCUCGCGGACUUCACUACCUUCACACUGGUACCGCACAAGGCAUCAUUCACCGUGACGUUAAGACCACCAACAUAUUGCUAGAUGAUGCCUUCGUUGCCAAGGUAGCCGAUUUCGGGCUGUCAAAAGACACACCUAUGGGGCAGAAUCAUGUUAGCACAGCAGUGAAAGGCAGUUUCGGAUAUUUAGAUCCCGAGUAUUUCAGGAGGCAACAAUUAACCGAAAAAUCCGACGUUUACUCAUUCGGGGUCGUCCUAUUCGAGACCUUAUGCGCAAGGGCCGCCAUUAAACCACAGUUGCCUAGAGAGCAAGUUAACUUAGCAGAAUGGGCAAUGCAAUGGAAGAGGAAAGGCUUGCUCGAAAAAGUCAUCGAUCCUCACCUUGUUGGUGCCAUCAAUGCCGAAUCGAUGAACAAGUUCGCCGAGGCUGCCGAGAAAUGCUUGGCCGAAUACGGUGUCGACAGGCCUUCAAUGGGGGAUGUUUUAUGGAACCUGGAACAUGCAUUGCAGUUGCAAGAAUCAUCCUCGGAGGGAAAAUCAGAGGAGGCAAACAGACAAUCGAACACCGCCACAACGCCGCCUCCAGUCGUCGCUCCACCGUACGAAACAGUACCUCCUCCUGCUCCUCAGCCAGAAACCAAUCAAUCAGCCGGAGGUGAUCAGAACAUUGAACACUCGGGGACUGCAAUGUUUGCACAGUUUCAAGGGCUGAAUGGUCGAUAAAAAAAAAUACUGCCGCUUGAUAAU